Molecule: messenger RNA, 1353 nt
Organism: Ipomoea triloba (trilobed morning glory)
Lineage: Eukaryota; Viridiplantae; Streptophyta; Magnoliopsida; Solanales; Convolvulaceae
Exons: 2
Coding region: 1-1353 (450 amino acids)
Molecular function (GO): RNA-DNA hybrid ribonuclease activity; nucleic acid binding
Source: RefSeq, a predicted model, not a curated record
AUGAUGCUUACCCAGUUUGCGAUUGAGUAUAAGCCGCGCCCUGCCAUCAAAGCUCAAGCGUUGGCGGACUUCAUUGUUGAGUGUACCGCGCGGGACCCGGAGCCCGACCGCCCGACCGCCUUGGAGGAACCAUGGUGGGAAGCCUCUACUGACGGGUCGUCCAGCAAGAAAGGAUGCGGCGGAGGAGUCGUGCUUACAUCUCUUGAAGGUUUCAAAAUUUAUCAAGCUUUGAUCUUUAAGUUCCAACCCACCAACAACGAAGCGGAGUAUGAAACACUCUUAGGCGGAGUACGGUUGGCUAGGCAGAUGAAGGCCGACCGACUGAGGUUACAGUCGGAUUCCCGGUUGGUGAUCGGUCAACUAUCUGGAACGAUCGAAGCGAAGGAGGAACGCAUGAUACAAUACAAGGACGUUGCCCUGGAGUUGUUACAACAGUUCGACAAGUAUGAGUUGAUCCAGGUGCCCAGAACGGAGAACAUAGACGCUGACAUGUUGUCCAAAUUGACACAGGAGGCCCCUGAGUACGUGUCUAAGAUCGCACGAAUUGAAGAGAUCGGGUCGCCGAGCAUUGAUGUUAUUGAGGUCCGACCGGUUGAGAUAAGCGAGCCAGAUUGGAUGUACGAUUUGAAAAAUUACAUUGCUAAUGACACCUUACCAGAUGACACCACCAGGGCGAAGAAGGUCAGACUGAGAGCACCACGCUUCCAAUUGAUCGAUGGCAAACUCUACAAGCGGUCGUAUGGCGGACCGCUCUUGAGGUGUCUGACCAACGAUGAGGCCAAGAUUGUGAUUGAGGAAGUUCAUGAAGGCAUUUGUUCGGCUCACCAAGGACCAAGGACGCUGGCGCAAAAAAUCAUCCUGCUAGGAUACUAUUGGCCCUCAAUCAACUUGGAUUGCGAACAGUACGUUCGGCGAUGCGCUACUUGUCAAGAAUUUCACCGAUUGCCCAGUCGACCAACCACAUAUUACCAACCGAUCAACAAGGUAAUACCCUUUGCAAGAUGGGGAGUUGAUUUGAUCGGAGCAUUCCCAAUGGCAGCCGGUCGGAAGAAAUAUGUGAUCGUGGCCAUUGAUUAUUUCACCAAGUGGGUAGAAGCAGAAGCACUAGCAACCAUCACUUCGCAGCAAUGCCAAAAGUUUCUCUGGGAAAAGUCNUUUCAAAUACUGAAGAAGUCUAAUGGGUUCGAAUGGACACCAGCAUGUCAAUCGGCGUUCGACGACCUGAAGGCCUACUUGAGUUCAUUACCAGUUUUGUCCAAGCCGGAGAAAGAUGAGACACUCUCCAUCUACAUGGCAGUUUCUAACCGGGCGGUCAGUUCAGUGCUCGUACGGGAGGAAACCAAGGGAGUCUAG